Fundulus heteroclitus (mummichog) is the source of this 4540-nucleotide messenger RNA. RefSeq names its product serum response factor b (gene srfb). Bases 436 to 2202 code for a protein of 588 amino acids. Gene Ontology annotation, molecular function: serum response element binding; DNA-binding transcription factor activity, RNA polymerase II-specific; protein dimerization activity. The transcript is spliced from 8 exons. NCBI's taxonomy places the organism in Eukaryota, Metazoa, Chordata, Actinopteri, Cyprinodontiformes, Fundulidae. Gene Ontology annotation, biological process: positive regulation of transcription by RNA polymerase II. The record is from RefSeq and is a predicted model, not a curated record.
CGGUUGUUUUCGCCCCUGGACCGGGACCAGACGUACGGUUAACGAGACGCGAGCGAGCGGCGUCACGCGUACGCGGCCCGACGGGUGCGAAGGUUUGUUUUUUUGACGUUCGGGCGGCGGACUAUUUGACGCGGCGGAGGACCCACGCGGGGCGCUCUUCGCGCUUUCCUUUUUGAGAAAGUGCUCGGAGUUUUUUGGUAAUAGAGGAGGAGGGCGAGCCUUUACUGGUCCGGGGUUAACGGGUCCUGGGGGGCAGCAUCAGUUGGUAAAGUUUGUUUCGGUUAUUUCCUGGACGCCGCGGUCCGUCACCAAGACCCGGGUUUUGUUUACGUUUUCUGCGGGGCCCCGGACGUGUAUGCGCUUUAUCAGCCCCUCACGGUUCGACACGCUCCGGCGUCUCUGGCUGGCGUUCAGAGACUCGCUCCUGCGACGAUAAUGUUACCCAGCCAGGUCGGGUCGGCACCAUCGGGAAACGGGUCGGCACCGGGCAGGGCUGCGGCGGGACACGGGCCGGGGGUCCGUCCCGUUUUGGUGCGAGCGGGUCAAGUCCUGCCGGGGGUCGGCGAGAGCGGCGCGGCUGCGGGGCGACAGGCGGAGCGGGACGCCGCCGGCAUGCUGGGGGCGAACGGGCCGGGCGGAUCCAGAGGGGCGAGACCGGGGAACGGGGCCGGGCUGAACCCCCUGCAGACAGUCGUCCAAGGAGGCAUCGUGGGGUUGAACGCCGGCGUGGGGAUCCCCCACGGAGCCCGCUUCGACCCGGACCGGGACAGCGCUCCUCUGUGCAGCGGCUCGGAGAACGACUCCGACUCCGGCGACGACGACGACCCGGUGGGCUCGGUCGGGGACCCGCGGAGAGGCGUGAAGCGGGAGCGGGGGGAGAUGGAAGGGGCGGCGGCGGGGCCGGAGCUGGGAGUGACCCCCGGCGGAGGCUACGGCAUGGUGACCGGAGGAGUUGCCGGGGCGAAGCCGGGGAAGAAGACACGUGGGCGGGUAAAAAUAAAGAUGGAAUUCAUCGAUAACAAGUUGAGACGCUACACCACGUUCAGCAAGAGGAAGACGGGCAUCAUGAAGAAGGCCUAUGAACUCUCCACCCUGACGGGAACCCAGGUUUUGCUGCUGGUGGCCAGCGAAACGGGCCACGUCUACACGUUCGCCACCCGAAAACUCCAGCCCAUGAUCACGAGCGAAACGGGCAAAGCCCUGAUCCAGACAUGCCUUAACUCGCCCGACUCGCCGCCGCGCUCCGACCCCUGCAUGGACCAGCGCAUGAGCGCCACGGGCUUCGAGGAGACGGACCUCACCUACCAGGUGUCCGAGUCGGAGAGCAUGGGCGACAGCAAGGACACGCUGAAGCCGACGUUCACCGUGACCAGCAUACCGGGCACGACGAGCAGCGCCCAGUCCACGGUGCCCACCACCUCCACCACCAUGCAGGUGAGCACCGGCGCCUCGUUUCCCAUCACCAACUACCUGGCGCCCGUCUCGACCAGCAGCAACAUCAGCGCCAAUGGAACCGUCCUCAAGACGACCGGCGCCUCCGCGGGACUCAUGCAGCUUCCCAGCGGCUUCACCUUCAUGCCCGCAGGCACUCCUCUCCCCCCCAGCACCCCCACCAUUCCUCUGAGCCAGCUGCAGCAGCACUUGCUGGCCCUCCAGGGGCAGCACGGUCAGACCCAGGCCGCCGCCGCCGCCCGCAAGCCACAGCAGGGACAGCAGGCUGUCCUCCGCUUCCCUGCUGCUGUCUCCCUCACAGGAACAGGGGUACCUCAGCAGCUCCAGGCCAUCCAGGUCCACCCCAACACGCAGCCCACCUCCAACAGCGACAGCAGCCCAGAGAUCUCUCACACCUCCACCAACUCCACCGCAACGGUGAGUCUCCCGGCAACCAUCGUCACGUCGUCGGUGCCAACGUCUGUGCCGGGUCACAUGAUGUACCCCAGCCCUCACACCGUCAUGUACGCCUCCACGCCGGCGCUGGCCGACGGGGGGCUCGCCGUGCUCAACGCCUUCUCCCAGGGAACGUCGGCCAUGCAGGUGUCCCACGCGCACGGCCAAGACGCAGGUGGCGUCCCUCAGGUGUUCCUUACUGCACCUCCUGGCACGGUGCAGAUCCCCGUCUCAGCAGUGCAGCUACACUCAGUACGGCAAGAUCUGCAUUUCACAAAUGGUGAUUGGCCAGCAGUCGAGCGGCAGCAGCAGUAACCUGACGGAGCUGCAGGUGGUCAACCUGGACACGGCACAGAGCUCGAAGGGCGACUGACGGCCGGCUGACCCAGGGACGCGCGCACAUCUCUAUUUAUUGAUGCCUUCCUACGAAAUUUACCACCACUCUUCUGAAUGUGAUUUAUCAGUACAUAUAUAUAAACACAAUGAAGGGCAAAUGUGUGGCAGGCCCUUAAACAAUAUGAAGUAUGUUUUUUUUCUUUUUGUUUUUUUGGUAUAUAAAUAUAUAUAUAUUUGCAAAUACAUAGGAGAUAUAUCACUAUAUUAUAAUUGGAGCCUAUUUUCUAUGCUGUUAGAUGGUGUUAUUUUUAGUGUGAGCUUUGUUUCCGUUUGACAAAAUGUAAUUACACAGAGAGAGAGAGAGACUGCGAGGUGCCACCAGCUUCACACCAGCCAAAGAGACAUUUGUUUGUCUGAAUGUUCCUGUGUGAGCCGUCCGAGCACAUGGUGUGUGUGUUAGUGUGUGUGUGUGUCUCUACACACAUCUGGGUUUUUGUAAAACGGGGCACGGAGGUGUUGCCGCCUGGCUUAAAAAAAAUAUAUAUAUAAAAUCAUACAUUUGGAAAUGUAAAUAGUUUUUAAAACAAAUUAACAAACUUGUAUUUUUAGCUUGGCUCAGUUUGUGCAACGGCAUGUAAUUUUUUUUUUUUGUUUUUUUUUUUUUUAAAUGUAGUGGGUUUUGUUUGUACAUGGAAAAGAUUUGCAUAGAGAAAUUGAAUUAUUUACAUGGACGUGUAAAUUAAUUUAAUGCAUCAUUGUUCACUACAGGAUAGAGAAAGCUGACAUCUUUGACUUUCUAUGCUUUUUACAUUUUAUUUUAUUUUAUUUUUUGGACAUUUGGCAGGCAGGGAGAACCUUGCUACAGGAGAUUUCAGUACUUCUGCCCUUGUCUGGAAACCUUUUGACAGUCGGACACAAGCAUUUGCUAAACCGAUUUUUUUUUUUUUUAAAUGUUCGUAAAAAAGAACCACAUCCUUGCUAGAAACGUUGAAAAAGCUUUAAAAUCUUUUUUUUAAUCGCUGUGGCAUCAUCUAGCAGGCAAAAACCCUAACAUUUAAAGACAGAUUUGGCCCAAUUUGCUUUCUAGUAGCACCCACAAUAUUUUAAUUUAAGAUAUUUAGCCAUGACGCCAUGCUCUAUGAGACGGUUCCCAGGAUCUUUGGAGGAGGAAACGGCCCACAGCAUUAUAGAUCCAUCACUGUACUUGAGAGCACGUUUUCCAACAUAUCCACGCCUCGUUUUAGGCAAAAACUAUCUGCAGUGUUUCAAAAGCACAAAGUUACUAUCCCAGUAAAAGCUGCCAAACGCUGCACUCUUGCAUACAAAGGUCUCCAUUUUUGCUGCUAAAAGUGGAGAUUAUUUUACCCACAGAUUGAGAUUAACUCAGGUCCUCGUCCAGCCUGGUUUCUAUCGGUUCCACUUAUUCUGGACUUUUAUACUAUUUUUCCUGAACGUAUUCCCUCUCAGUGAUUAAAGGCAUGAGUCUCACCAUUUAUACUCCAGGGAAAAAAAAAAAAAAAACAGCAGAUGUCAUGAAUAACUUGAAGUUCCAGGACAGACUGAUCAAUUUAAAGGAGAAAAAAAAUGGUAACAUUUAAGUUUUUCUCCCAUUCAAAGCAGGAUUUUAUUUUUUUCAGUAAUUUUUUGUGUUACAGUAAAAGACGGGUUUGUUUUAAGGCUUGAUGCUGAUUUUUAGCAGGGAUGCUGUAUAAAUACAACUGCUACUCCAGUUGCCUUGAUCCAUUUCCUGGUAAAUUAGGUUUUAGUCAGCAGGCUAGAUUAUGUUUUUUUUUUUCUACGUGAGAACAAGGAUCUGAUUUUUAGAGAUUGUGUCGUGAGGCGCUUUAAAAUGUUAAAGACCCCCUACUGACUGAGUCUGAGUUGCUGAGCCAGACUGGAGGUCCUCUUUCUGCACCAUAGUGCCUCUAAUCCAAAGGCAGAUUUUUUUUUUAAAGCAACAAAGGAACGUAGGAUAUUUUUCUCUCACAUGGCUUUGGACCUGUCGCCCUGUUUUUCUGCUACACCCCGAGGGGGAGAUCAUUUAUUUUGGGCGAACACGACGCAGGAAAAGCCAACAAUCACGUCGCCGUCCUGCGGCCCUGCAGAGCCACACGACACAGACGUUCACUUAGACACGCUGGUACUCAUAAGGAAAUGUUUAUUUUUUAGAAGAUUGAACAGAGUUUUUUGUGUUUUUCACCUUGUCCUUGAAAUGAAAUGAUUGUGUAUUUUUGUUGUACUGUACAUACAUUUUGUAAUAAAACAAGAGAUGAAACGCAAACGGUGUGGAAAACGAGCGCAUCUGCUGAGAGCUUAA